Messenger RNA from Eleginops maclovinus (Patagonian blennie), 3677 nucleotides. RefSeq names its product NIMA-related kinase 7 (gene nek7). Gene Ontology annotation, cellular component: nucleus. Gene Ontology annotation, molecular function: protein serine/threonine kinase activity; ATP binding. The transcript has 10 exons. The record is from RefSeq and is a predicted model, not a curated record. Bases 348 to 1259 code for a protein of 303 amino acids. NCBI's taxonomy places the organism in Eukaryota, Metazoa, Chordata, Actinopteri, Perciformes, Eleginopidae. Gene Ontology annotation, biological process: peptidyl-serine phosphorylation.
GAAUGCUGGGUUGUUUACAUUACUGGCACACGGGUCAGCACAGUGGUGAUGAAAGGGGCCUAGCUGCUGCUCAGACUUUCUGAAAACACGUACGCAUCUCGACUGCCUUUAACAAGGACAGGCUUUCUCGCUCUCUCCGAAAAAAACUUUCCAGCGCUUAGCCGACUGUGCCACGCAACAAGAGAGGCCCGCUGAGUCCACUUUUAGGAGCGACCUUGGAAAGAGAAGGGAAAGUCAAAACAAAGACCACCGCCAUAACCAUCAGGAGAAACUUUCAACGCGAAGAAGGAAUAGCUUAGCAACAGACUCCCACUUCCUGAGGUGUAAAGGAUCAGGCUCCUAACACCAUGGAUAUGGACACACAGCCACAAGGACAGCAAGCAGCCGUGCCAGUCUUUCAGCCCCAGAAACCAUUACAACCAGACAUGGGGCACAACUCGCUGGCAAACUUCCAGAUCGAGAAGAAAAUCGGACGUGGCCAGUUCAGCGAGGUGUGGCGGGCGAGGUACCUGUUAGACAACACGUCAGUCGCCCUGAAGAAAGUCCAGAUAUUCGACUUGAUGGAUGCCAAAGCUCGGCAAGAUUGCAUCAAAGAGAUAGAUCUCCUUAAGCAACUGAACCACCCCAAUGUGAUAAAAUACCAUGCGUCUUUUAUUGAAGACAACGAGCUGAACAUAGUCCUGGAGCUGGCAGAUGCAGGGGACCUCUCGCGGAUGAUCAAGCACUUUAAGAAGCAGAGGAGGCUCAUCCCAGAGAGAACGGUGUGGAAGUACUUCGUCCAGCUCUGCAGUGCGCUCGAACACAUGCACUCCCGGAGAGUCAUGCACAGAGAUAUCAAGCCAGCCAAUGUAUUCAUCACAGCAACAGGAGUAGUGAAACUUGGAGACUUGGGCCUGGGACGAUUCUUCAGCUCCAAAACAACGGCCGCUCACUCACUAGUGGGUACUCCGUACUACAUGUCACCAGAGAGGAUACAUGAAAACGGAUACAACUUCAAAUCUGACAUCUGGUCGCUAGGAUGCCUGCUCUACGAGAUGGCAGCCCUGCAGAGUCCAUUCUACGGGGAUAAGAUGAACCUCUACUCCCUUUGUAAGAAGAUAGAACAGUGCGACUACCCCCCACUUCCCUCAGAUCACUACUCAGAGGAGCUGAGGAACUUGGUAGAUAUGUGCAUCAACCCUGACCCGGAGAAGAGGCCGGACAUCACCUACGUGUACGACAUUGCCAAACACAUGCAGAACAUGACACAGGGCAGCUAAACCCGGAAUGACACACCUAUAGCUCGCAGAACUCCUCCCCACUUCCCUUCUUGCUUUUCAUGCUGGACUCAAAAAUCUAUUGGCUUUUAUACAAUAACUCCAGAGUUUAGAUCCUUGUGAUAAGAAGCACGUGUAACAGAAUUAUUUUAAAGGUGAAGGUACAGUCCAUUAUAUAACUGCCACCUAAACCUCUCUGCCUUAGGAUAAAGCUUAUAGAGAUUAAACUUCUUGUCAGACGGACCUCCCAUUCCUCAGACUUCAAUAAGGAUACAGCACUGAAAAUCAGCGUAUUGUAACUCACUGAUGUGCUAUAGCUUUAAAAUGCAUUUCCUCUGUAUAUUCAUGUAUUGAAGUAAUGGCAUUCUUCAGCAGCUGCUAGAAGCAUAUUGUGUUUAAAGCAGAUGUACUGAAAAAAAUUAUAAAUAGAGAAGAAAAAAAGACAGGUGUUACUUAUCCUAAAACAGUUAAUCAUGGAAUAUAUCAAAAUGACCAUUAAUGGUUUACUAGGUUUCAUGAGACCUAAGCACAGCAAUUACCACGAAAAAGACCAUGAAAACUUUGAAAGUCAAAUAGGAGUGAAGAGAUAUUCACUCAAGGGCGGCAAAACUGAGAGACGUAACAAAGUGUUAUUGGUGGUAGAGGCGGUGUUGUGUUGCACUUUUUAUCCUGGUACUGAAAGGCUGGCAGGGUGAUCAUGUCUAAUGAAUGUAUUAGGAAAGGAAGGAUCAUUUAGAUGGUAGACUGGAGACGUGCCGGGGGGGAGAACAUGGGCAAAUGUCUCCACAACACUUUGAAUGCAAGUCGUUUUGACAUCUAUGUAUUGUCUUUGAAAAAUUCAGAAUGUCUCUUCUUUUUGACAGCUUAGAAGGAGUCGAGAAGCUGAAAGAAAAGCAGUUUUACGUCUGCUGUUUACCUUAGUCACUGACACCAAAAGAUUUCCUCCUUGGUUCAACUCCAGCAAAAGAUACUUUUUAAAUCACAAUAAAGAAAUGGAAAAAAUCUAAGUCAUAACACAUAGUUCUCCAUCAUUGUCCAGCGGCUGCAUUUGUGGACACAAUGUUGUGAUGGUUAAGGUUGCCGUGUAUGUUUGCAGUGUAGUUGUCUUGUUAACAGGUAUGUUGAAGAGAGCGCAGAUCCUUGCCUUGUGUAGCCGUCCAUGUCAUGAGUAAAUCAAAGCGUGCCUACCUAACUUAUGUCCUCCAGUAGGGAUACCAAAGAAAAAGACACAUAUAGAGAGUGCACUUUCUGAAUGUUUGGUGUUUUUCAUGGAAAGUAUAUCAAGGAGUUGUACUAAGAAAUACAAUCACCAAUAGGACUCGUAUUGUUUUACUGUACAUAGUAAAGAAGGUCCUAGAGGUUAAAUGCUGUAACGUUUAAUAAUCCUUUAUUCAUUUGGAGGAAGGAAACGGUGGUAUGUUUUUAUUUGAUUUUUUACAGUGAAUAGGUUUACCCCAGUAGGUUACAGAUGACCAGCACUGACCAUAUAGUUUACAUAGUCACGACGAUACCACACGAAAGUUAAAGCAAAUAAGCAACGGUUAGUAACGCUUCAUUUCGGGCACUUACUGUAUGAAUUCUCUUCUAUCAUUAAACAGCCGCUCAUUGAAAUUAUUGUACUUGUAUGCCUGUGUUUUAUCAUGUUGUUUUUUAAUUAACAUUAAAUACUAUGUGUUAUAUAGAAAAUCAAAGCUUAUAGGUUCAAGAAAAUAUAAGUUAUUUAGUGUCAACACAGUAUUGUGAUAGUGUGUAGAUGGAUAUUUCCCUGGGACUUGCAGAUGCAGUUUUUGCUAUUUUUGUUUACCAUUGCUUUCUCCCUCUCCCCUUGUUCAGUUAUUAAUCUUUAUUAGCUAAUAUGUUUCAUUGUUUUCAAACACAGUUCUUUUAAUCAUAUUUUAGUUCUCUAAACAAUAGCAUCUGUAUGGCAUUUCAGUAAAGAAAGCAAUUGAGUUUUGAAGCUAAAUAAAUUGGUAUUUAACAGGAAAACACAAAAGAUGUUGAAGCUUUUAUAUUGGCCUGACCGUUGCAUCCAAUGCACGUACAAGUAUGUUAUGAAAGAUGUAAUAUACUGUAUAUUAAAAGAAAUGCCUUGCUUUUUAAAAAGAAAUCCUCACUAGCAGGUUUAUAACACACAGUGCUUAGUCAUUGUAACGGUUACGGCCCUUUUCUAGCUAGUGAGCGUUUUAGCCUUUAUGUAACAUACAGUGCUCUCCUGUGUCCUAGCCUUUUACUGCGCCUCAGUUUCAUUUCCACAGACCCACAGAAGUUGGUAUUGAAGAAUCCAGGGGGGUUUUCAGAAAGUCAAAUAUGGCAAAUAAUAUUUAUUGUUUUGUUUUUUUUCAGAACAUUUCGUGUCAAAUUAAAGACCCUUAUCACAAAUGCCUUGUAUGCUAACUAAAUGCAAUAAAGCUUUCAAAUGAA